AUGAGGGGAGAAAUUAAUAGAAAAGACAUCCACGCAGGCCAAGCUGUAGGCGACUCGCAGACCAGUUUCCUGAAUUUCGCCCUUAUACAUCCUCCGGCCGAGAGCCGGGAGCUGAGCCGGGACCGGCUCACGCCGAGCACCAGCCCGGGCAGUGAACGGCGCCGCCGCCGGGGGACGAGCGGCCGCCCUGUAGCGCCCGCGACCGCCCCGCGGGAAGGGCCGCAGGGGAACCGGGCGGAGGAGGGGGACUCGGGGGCCUCCCCCCACAAACUUACCGCCCGCAGCCCGCCUCCCGCAGCCCGCCCAGCCCAGCUCGGCGCCCGCCCGCCCGACCCCUCGGCCCCGCGGGCGGGGGCUCGGGCCCGGGAGAAAGUUGCCGAGAAAGUUUCUGCGGAGGAGAAGGGUCCAAGGCCGCGGCGACCCGGGGAGGGAAGCGGGGAGGAGGGGAAGGGAGGAGGGACGAGGAGCGGGAGGAGGGAGCGGAGCGCUCCGGUGCGUGCGGGGAGCCGGAGCCUUGCUGCGGGAGGAGGAGGAGGCGGCGGUGGAGGAGGAGGAGACUCCCCGCCCCUACGGCUGUGCUCUCCGGCGGGCAGCGCGGCCCCUCCUCCGUGCCGAGCUUCCCCCCAUGCGGCCCGGGCCGGGCUCGCCGCGCCUCCCGGCCGGGGCAGCGGCUCCACGCCCGAGCCGGAGGCCGCGGGGAGGAGCCGGGCGGCCCCCAUGGAGCCGGGCUGGCGGCAGCGGCGGUGCCUCCUCCGCGCCGCUGCGCACCGAGACAACAUGGUGGAGGCGUGCGAGGCCGUGCGGGGGCGGCGGGCGGGGAGCCGGGGCUCGCCCUGCUCCGCCGCUCGGCCGAGGGCGGCCGCCCGCUCCCAGCCUUUUCUACCCGGGCUGGAGCCGGGGCUGGGUCGCGGGGACCCUCGUCGGGGUAGAUCCGGGGGGAGUUGCUCCUCCCGCCGUGCCAGGCGGGUCAGCUCGAGGAGCCUCUCGGCAGACAAGCUGAACCUGAGAGAUUUCGGCAGCGGACCCUUUCAGCGCGAAUACCCAUUUUGCCUUCAAAUGCAUCUGCAUCUCCAAAUGGCCGGCAUCUUUGUGUUUGACUCCUGAUUUGCCCUGAUGUUUUGUCACUGUGCUUCUCCGGUAUCUGGCUUUCAGGAGAGAAAAGCAGCAGAACAGAACCGAACCUGAGGCCCCUUCACGAGUGAUGAAGCAGGUGAUGGUACAUCAUGGCUGAUCAGAACCUUUCUGUUCAUGUUCUUUGAAAGGAAAAAAAUCCACUGCUAUAAAGUUUCAGGAGAAUUAAGUACAUUCCAUGAAUUCAGAACUGAAAGCUACAAAAAGGACAAAUUUAUUUAUUUAUUUAUUUGUUUAUUUGUUUAUUAAGGACAGUUUUUACCAACAUGCAUUUAUAUCAGUUUUGAAUUAUCCUAAGAAAGGCAGCUGGCAAAUAGUCCUUUCUCCACCCCGCACCCUCUCCCCUCUCUGAAUAUGCAAGUAAUUGAUCCUGCUGUUUCAGGCAACUGUAAAACUUUAGAGGGGAUGUAAAAAUCUUGGAUUCUUUUUUUAAGCAACAUCAUAUUUCAGUAUUUUCUUAUGUUUCAUACAUUUCAUUAAAUAGUUUGUGGAAGCCAGAUAAUUUUGCAUGUCUGGUAUUUCAUUUCUCUUGGAAUAAAUUGUAAAUGAUAUGAUAAAAAGAUAGAUUUAUAAUUCUCAUAACGGGCAAUGCUAGUUAAUAAUAUGCUUUAAGGAUUACACUAGUGUGGCUCACAUGCUACUUCCUUCUGCUUAUUUUUCCUUUCGCUUUUGGUUAAAGUGGAAUUUUCCAAAAAACAAGAAUUUCCUUCGAAGUGGAGCCUAUUGAAAAUCAAGACUGUAUGUGCAAAAUUGUCCCACAUUUUUGCUUUUUUUAUUUCUAAUUGGGAAGAAAAGUAAAACAUGGAAAGUUCCAAAGUAUUUUCGUUUUAAAACGUGGGCUUGGGACAUCUUUGAUGCAUCAUCAUAACAGCUAGAAUGGACACUAUUGUUCUUGAUGGAAAAUGCAAUCCAUUUAAAAACCCCAGAUGAUGGGGGAAAAUGAUGGACCUAAACAGUGACAAACUCAUGAUGAGUAAUAACAAACCAUUCUGAAGAAAAACAUUUAGAUUUGCUUGGACGGUUCAAAACAUUUUGGAUUCUUUUUUUUAUUUUCCCAAAGGGACAUUACAUUGUUUUGGCACAACCAACUUUUUCCUGUGGAAAAAAUAUUACAGAAACCACUUUUCUAUUAAAAACCAUGAACAGAAUUCUGGACCAGCAAUAGAGGGAAGUAGUCAAGCCAAAACCAAGUGCAUUUGAAAAUGUCCUCUGAGAAGAACCUUUUGACUGCUCCAAUCUAGCAAUAAGAAUUUUAUUGAAGGUAAAUGUAUUUCAUACACACCAAACAUAACCUGAUGAAAUUCAUGUAGCAUAGCUUGGUGUGUGUCAACACAUUUGAAAUAUGAUGUUUCACAGAUGCACUUGAAAACUCUGUUUAAAAAUGUGAAAAAGUUCUGUUGAAAGGCUUGGGCCUUUGAGGUAAAAAAUCACAUCUGAGAUUUCUCAACUGUUUUGCUAAGACUGGGCAUUUUUAAAAA
Messenger RNA from Pipra filicauda (Wire-tailed manakin), 2609 nucleotides. RefSeq names its product translation initiation factor IF-2-like. The transcript is spliced from 4 exons. The record is from RefSeq and is a predicted model, not a curated record. NCBI's taxonomy places the organism in Eukaryota, Metazoa, Chordata, Aves, Passeriformes, Pipridae. The coding region runs from base 1 to 1104 and encodes 367 amino acids.